Molecule: messenger RNA, 5891 nt
Organism: Paralichthys olivaceus (Japanese flounder)
Lineage: Eukaryota; Metazoa; Chordata; Actinopteri; Pleuronectiformes; Paralichthyidae
Source: RefSeq, a predicted model, not a curated record
CGUGUGUCAGAGGUUAAAGUUCCCCCCGAGCAAGACCGGCGCUGCCCCCUGCUGGUGCUCUGGGUUCCUCUACCAAAACACACGAGGUAACAAGAGGCGGCUACGGUGGAGAGGAGAGCAGAGCAGAGAGGGGGCAAUCAAUGAGUGGAGUAAAACAGUAAUCCUGCGCGUCGCAGGCUAUCUUUAAGAAAUGGAUCCAACUCCGUGCAAUAUAUAACCUUGAAAUGACCCAAGCUCUUCGUAUGCACCGGCUGCUGAGCUGAAGCACAUCCACCUGUUCCGUCACCAGAGGAGUAAUCCUAAUAAUGACGAUAAAAAAAUAAAUAGUUCCGUUGCAGUGUAACCACGGCAACUCCUCCCUCAAUACGCACCAGCACCAAAGCCCCCGCCGCGUGAACGGAGCAGGGGAGGAUGCGCCGUCUGCAGCUCACCUGGCUUCAUGCACACAGCAGCCGCUUCACGUGCUCCUCCUCUGUCGUCGGAGAGCGGUCACAUUUUUUUUUUGCUCAAUGAGAGCAAGAGGGCACCGGAGAGGAAAGGAUUUCCGAAUCUCAACGUGCUGCUGUGCCUGAGCGCCUGCUUUUCCUCGCCUCUGUCAAAGCAGAGGCUAAUAUGAAGACAUCAUUUGGCAAACCAGACCCUGGAAAGCACCAACAAUCUUUUCAACUCAAUUGAAACUGAAGACAACACCAUGCUUUGUCUCCAUUAAAACCUGCUCCACACCCUUUUCCUAUCUAUUCACUGAGAGUGAGGACACCACGAGCUGCAUAGCCAUGGGUUCAGAUAAAGCCUGCAUGGAUACACGAGAGCGACGACCCAUAUUGGGUGCUGCUUGCAAGCGGCAGAGUCACCGGUGUCUGCGGAAAAAGCUGAGGCCUGUGCGAAUCUUGGGGUUAAUUUUCAGCCUUGUGGCCAUAAGUGCUGUCUACCUCAGUGCCUUGACCAGGAGCUCAGGCGGUCUCAGUGAGCCGGCGCUCCCCCAGGAGAGUCUCCACCAGUCGGCCCCCCACAGGACUCUGCUUUUCACCCAACACCAGAGGGACCCCAAUGGGUCAGCCGACAUUCCUAUAGCCAUGAAAUCUACAGCAAAUAGCAACAAGAGCCAGGGGGACUACCCACCAGAUGCUUUCACCCUUGAGGAGCGGCGCCAAGGGGCGGUGGCCCUCCACAUGUUCGGCAUGAUCUACAUGUUCAUUGCCUUAGCCAUAGUGUGCGACGAGUUUUUCGUCCCGGCGCUCACAGUCAUCACAGAGAAGCUGACCAUUUCGGAUGACGUGGCAGGCGCCACCUUCAUGGCGGCGGGAGGCUCAGCCCCAGAACUCUUCACCUCCAUCAUCGGCGUCUUCAUCUCACACAGCAACGUGGGCAUCGGGACCAUCGUGGGCUCGGCCGUCUUCAAUAUUCUCUUUGUCAUUGGGAUGUGCGCCAUCUUCUCCAAGGAGAUCCUCAACUUGACAUGGUGGCCGCUCUUCCGCGACGUCUCCUUCUACAUCCUGGAUCUGAUCUUGCUCAUCAUCUUCUUCCUGGAUAACAUCAUCUCCAUGUGGGAAAGUAUCACUCUGCUCUCGGGCUAUGCCGCCUACGUGAUCUUCAUGAAGUUUAACAGCAACAUGGAGGGCUUCGUCAAAAAUUGCAUGAGCAAGAAUCAAGUGGUAGAAGUAGCGGUGCAGCCCAAGGAUGAGAAGGCAAGUCCUGGGGCACCAGAGGAUGACGGCAAGCUGUCGGCGAGGCCUCGGCUGCAGAGGGGGGGUAGCUCUGCCUCCCUGCACAACAGCUUGAUGAGGAACAGCAUUUUCCAGCUCAUGAUUCACACAUUAGACCCUCUAAGUGAAGAAUUUGCUGACUCUGAGCUUGGGACUUAUGGGAAACUAAAAUAUUAUCACUCAAUGACUGAGGAAGGUAAAUUCCGAGAGAAGGCCUCCAUCCUUCACAAGAUUGCGAAGAAGAAAUGCCAAGUGGAAGACAGUGAGAAGGCUAAUGGAGUCGCAAGUCGUUCAGAUAAGAACCUUCCGAACAGCUCCAGCGUGGAAGUGGAAGUGACACCACCCAUGAACGGAACGGCAGGGCAAGAGGGAGAGACGGCAGAGGAUGAGGAGGAAGAGGACCAGCCUCUGAGUCUGUCCUGGCCCGAAUCCAACCGCAAGCGCUUCACCUACCUCUUAAUCAUACCCAUCGUCCUCCCCCUGUGGCUUACGCUGCCUGAUGUCAGGAAACCGACGUCAAAGAAGUUCUUCCCCGUCACCUUUGUGGGUGCCAUCUGCUGGAUCGCAGGCUUCUCGUACCUAAUGGUGUGGUGGGCUCACCAGGUUGGAGAGACCAUUGGGAUUACAGAAGAGAUUAUGGGCCUGACUAUAUUAGCAGCUGGAACCUCCAUCCCUGACCUCAUCACCAGUGUUAUUGUGGCACGCAAGGGGCUGGGUGAUAUGGCUGUCUCCAGCUCUGUCGGCUCCAACAUCUUCGACAUUACCGUCGGACUGCCGUUCCCCUGGCUCCUCUGGUCCUUCUUCAACGGCCUGCAACCGGUGCAAGUCAGCUCCAACGGCCUCUUCUGUGCCAUCGUGCUCCUCUUCCUCAUGCUCCUCUUCGUCAUCAUCUCCAUUGCCGCGUGCAAGUGGCGCAUGAGCAAGCUGCUCGGCUUCAUCAUGUUCAUGCUGUAUUUCGUCUUCCUGGUGCUCAGCGUCAUGCUGGAGGACAAGGUCAUUUCCUGUCCAGUGUCUGUCUGAAGGACGGCCGGGGACCGACUUCCUCUCCCACGCCGCCACCACUACCACCACCACCACCACUACAGCCAUCUUUAUUGUCUGCCAUCACUCUCACCUGACCUUUAUGAUCCUUUAACCCUUGAAUAAAAGAAGAACUGGAUGAGAGAUUAAAAUAAGAAUAUAGAGAAAAAACAGAGAAGGACUGAUAUUAUCAGGAGGCAGGUGGUGGCGGGGAGCAGUUAAACCAAAAAGGGCACAAGACUUUGGCUUGGCUGAUUAAGCGUAGGCCGAACUUGAGUGGACUUUUAUUUAUUAUAAUUAUUAAAUUGGCAAGUGAGGGGGAUUAUGGGUGUAUCAGCCAAAUAUAGAAACAUUAUGCAUGCCAUUAGUGUCACUAGAAGGCCUGAACGACCUCCUGUGAACUUUGGGGGUAAAAAACAACAACUAAAGAGCCACUGAAUAAAACUCUUAAUUGUAAAUGCAGUGAUUGAGCUGAAAUCGUGAGCAUAUUUGAACUAGUUCAACAGACUAAGAUGCUGUCUGAAGAGGAGUUUGGGGGAAUGACGGACUGCGUGGAUGAAAACUUUGUGUUUCCUGUCUGACGGUAUUCAGCAACAAGAUUCUCCUGUGGGCUCCGCACCUGAGGGAAGAAAGACUCUUGCUUGACAGACAAAAUUCUUCUUUAUUUCUUUUUUUUUUCCUUAAAUGAAUCUGUGCUCUGUCUGAGUGACAGGUUUAAGCUUUCCCCUUCUCCCCGCCAGAUGUUGUUUUUCACCGCUGAAUGUUUCUUCGGAGGAUUCCUUUUCAUUUUUUGGAUUCAUUUUCAUGAAAUAUAUAAAAGUAGCAGUAGUUGUACUGUAGCAGUAUUAGACGGUGUAGAGUCCUCUUGACAAUCUGCUCCUCUGUUUUUUUCUCUCCCCUGGACACACACAUUCUGAUUGUACAGACGUUUUCAUGCUUCACAAACACCGACUGAUAACAGUGAGAAAACUGACAUUUAGCCUCUCAAAAUAUACACUAGCUUUCGAUAUCUUUGAAUAAAAAAGAGCAAUGAGUAAUUCAGGCUCAUUAAAGCUCCAUAAUGAAGUUGAUGUCAAAAAUAACAUAUUUGAAAAGAACAGUGUUUAAGCGUCAUGGUUGGUUUAGAUUAGUAAAUGUCUAGCGCUUUGUUCACGAUAGAACUGGGCUCAACUCAAGCUCCUGGGGUCGUAGUUUCAAGGAGUCAACUGCAUGUUAAAUAAAAAAAUAAAAAAACACAGGCAACCAAUCAACAUUUGAGAAGUCGUACACCAAACCUUUAUCUGACAUGUUUCACAACUUCCUAACGCAAACCAGUGCUCAGUCUCUGUGUAGAAAAUGUCAACAUGUAUGGUCAACGAUAUCUAUCGAACUUGUGCAAUUUCUUUCUCUGAUCAAAGGUGCUUUCGUGUGCAUGUGUGCGUUUGGAGUCAUCACACAACGACCAUUCCUUCGAUGCUGCAACUACCUGCACAAAAAAAAAAAAUAUACAAACCAUAAUCACAACCUCUCGUUAAGCUGCAUAGAAUGUGGAGAACACAGAUUUAACAGCAAUAUACCGUGCGUGUCACCGCUGAGAAUUGCACCCCCUCACCCAUGUGUAUGACGUGGUCCACCACGACCCCCCCGACCUUUUCUCCUAAAUCGGACCUACAACCCUGUUCCCGUUAGCUCCACGGCCAGAAACACCCGCUUUACCUCAACACAGCCACUGUACAGCAGCUUCGUAGGAAUACUGUAUCUGUAACUGUAAAAUACUAGUAAAUAGAUUCUCAGAGUGUGCGUGAGGAACAAAUGCAUGCGAGGAAUUUGGGCUGGUUACCCACCGACUGUACAGCUGAGCUUAUCCAACCAUGUAUGUUCACUUUUAUGCAUCCAUUCAGAGAUGAACACCAAGAACACAUUGAUUUUACUUUGUAAAUAUAAACCAACAUGUAUUUAAUUGACUUUGAUUUAUUCAAUUUUUGUUUAUUGUGAGCAAAACACAACACGUGAGCUCUUUAUUUUUAGACUUCUCGACAUCCGAUUAACAUAAAACUGUCAAUGUGCCCAUUCAGUUUCUGGUGAGAAAGGAGGGUGUAAAAUACCUCGUACCCACCUCGGAUUCAGUGAUGCUGAUAAUUUUCUACAGUUUGCAAAAACACAGGAAAAACAAAAUGACAAUCCCUGCACAAAGCAAACUCAUAUGUUUAAACCCUUAUUCGCUGUGUGCUCUCAUUUUUGUAGAUUUCCUCAAACAUCUUCCGCCAACAGGAUUCAACUGAAGGCCUCCAGGAUGAGAAAUUCUCCUGUGCCCAUUCGCCAAUAAAUCAGAGUGCCCACACGCUCCUCUUAACAUGGUCUCAUCUCACCUCUAUUUAGAAUCAGGCUGGAGAAGUAGGGCCACUUAAAAAAAAAAAAAGAAAGUUGUAAUAUUAUGAUGCAAGAAGUCAUAAUUUUACAAGAAUAACUUCGUAAAAUCGUUGAAAUGAGGAAUUUAAUAUUGUUAAGUUAUACUUAGUAUAGGUUUUCUAAUACUCCAUCGUAAAGACAUUAGCACUCUAUUGUCUAUAAUAAAUAAGAAGUUAGCUGCUUAGCUUAGCUGAAGAACUGGGAACAGGAGGAAACAAAUUAGCUCUUUCACUGUUUCCUGCUAUAGAAAGCUAAUUAUUUGCAAGCGUGCAGACAUGACAGUGGCAUCAGUCUUUUCUUCUCACCUUUGGCAAGAAAGUGAAUAUCAUUUUCACAACUACUGCUGAUACAAGUGAAAAGGUCAUUUGUUCAAGUAUGGUUGACCCUCUACCACUAUGGUCACAUAUGCAUUCUGUAUCUGUGCACUUCCUAAAACCUCCUUUCACGACAACACUUUCUUUCUUUCUCUAAAGUUUCCAUGAAGUUUUCUGUGUGAGAGCAUGAAUGGUGAGAAUUAAAAAAAGGAUAAAAAGCUAAAACCGGUUUAGCACGUGAGCGUGGCAUUGAUUGUGGUUUCCAGGGUAAGCGACCGUGAGAGUUGGCCACUGGUGAACAUUCUUGCACUGUAAAUGUUUUAUUUUCUUGGUGUUAAUGUAAGAUUUAUUUAAGGUGUACAUAUAUACAGAUACAAAUUAACCGAUAUAAUCUAUAUGUGUAAAAGAAAUAUGUCUCUUUAUGUAAAAACACAAAGUAUAUAAUAUAUCAAAUAAAGAUGAUAAU